AUGGUCAACUUCAAGAAGCCGUUCGGUUCAUCUUUCUUCUUCUCCACUGAUCGUGAGAAGGCUAUUUACUGUGGCGAAAAACCCCUGGGCCUGUUCACGACCGUGGAAGCAAGUUCUUCUGUCGAGGCCGAUGUCCCAUACCACAAUCUUCUCUCUAAUACUGAGAAGGAUGAACUGGAAGAAUGCCUGGGUCGUUCGUACCUUCGCUGCUGGCGGGACGAUGUUAUGAGACUAUGA
Fusarium sp. VM40 is the source of this 237-nucleotide messenger RNA. NCBI's taxonomy places the organism in Eukaryota, Fungi, Ascomycota, Sordariomycetes, Hypocreales, Nectriaceae. The record is from the annotation of a GenBank genome assembly.